GCAUUGAUCGCGACGAGGCCUAUAAGGCUGACACAGCUGUCAUGGUUGUCGAGAACGUCGUGCGCGAAGAAACCACCUCAUAACUCGACUCCCACCACACUGAGGCUCAAAACUGUCUGGGUACCCAUUUCCAAGUCUUGGCACUUCUUGGCUCGCCUCUUCGACGAUGCCGCACGCCGUCCACCCGACGAUUUGCGGCAGUCGGGUGGAGCAGCAUGCAUGUAUAUAGUGGGAGUCUGGGACAGCGAGGUGUAUAGCACCCACGACCCACGACUCACGACACACGAUGCGCAUCGCCCUCGCAUUGACGCUCCUCGCCGGCGCGCUCGCGCAGACGCCCACGACGAGCAUCCCGCCCCCGCCGGGAAAUAGCGUCGGGUGCGUCCUCCACGGCGACCACUACCACUGUGACGGCCCAGCAUCAGCCACGUUGGCCACGGCGACGCGCAGCGGCAUCCCGCCCCCGCCGACCGAGAGCACGGGGUGCACGCUCCACGAGGACCACUACCACUGUACUGGGCGUGUGGACGGCGCGAGCAGCAGCAGCAGCUCGGCGCACGGUGAUGACCAUGACGACGAGCACAGCAGCUCGCACGAUGACGACGGGCCAUGUAUCAUCCAUGUCGGGCAUACCCACGGAAAGUGCUCCGCUCAAGACCUGGCAUGUGGCAAGAUCCUGCUCGAGGACUUCAAGAUGCCGCUGCACAUCGCGGCCGUGUUCAUCGUGCUCGUGUCUUCGGCCGUGGGCAUCCUCGUGCCCCUCGGCGCGGGGUGGAUGCGGCGCGCAGACAACGCAGAGGGCAAGGUCGAUACUGUUGCCUCGCUCGACGCCGCGGCAUUGGGCAAGGGCGGCGCGUGGGGCAAGGUCUUCUUCGUUGCGCGGCACUUCGGCACGGGCAUCAUCCUGUCCACGGCCUUCAUCCACCUGCUGUACCACGGCUUUGUCAUGUUCAACAACGAGUGUAUCGGGCACCUGGGGUACGAGAGCACGUCGCCUGCGAUCGCGCUCGCGGGCGCGUUCGUCACGUUCCUGCUCGACUUUGUGGGCUCGCGCACCGCGCGCGCCAAGCUCGACCACGCCCAUGCCGCGGCCACCUCCGCCGCGCCCGAGGGCGAGGAGGGCAAGGAGGUCGACGGGACCACGACGCUCGCGAGCUCGAGCCUCAUCGGCCACUCGUGUACCCACGAAGAGGCGGUCGUGCGCACCGAGCAGGUGUGGCAGGUGUUCCUUCUCGAGGCGGGCAUCAUCUUCCACUCGAUCAUGAUCGGUGUUACCCUCGGCGCGGGGUCCGGCCAGGGCUGGACGACGCUGUUGAUUGUUAUCGUGUUCCACCAGUUCUUUGAGGGCGCCGCCCUCGGAGCCCGCAUCACGCUCCUCUUCUGGAUCUCCAAGAUGCGCACGUUUGUCCUCGCCAUCAUCUUCACGCUCAUCACGCCCAUCGGCAUCGCGAUCGGCAUCGGAGUCCGCAACUCGUUCUCGCAGAACGGCAAGGCCGCGCUCCUGAGUGUGGGCAUUCUCAACUCGAUCUCGGCGGGCAUUCUCCUCUACACCGCAUUCAAGCUCCUCGCUGUCGACUUUACCGACGGCCCGCUCAAGCGCGCCAAGGUGUCGACCGUGUGCGUGGCGCUCGGCGCCGUCGUCGUCGGCAUGGUCGCCAUGAGCGUGCUGGGCAAGUGGGCGUAAUGAGCAAGUUGGAGACAUAUUUUAUAUAGAGUACAAGUAUAGCAGGAGCAGCAGGAAGCAAGCAGCAUCAUAUGGCAUGGAUUAUUAUUUGGAUAUCAUAUCAA
Messenger RNA from Vanrija pseudolonga, 1788 nucleotides. RefSeq names its product Zinc-regulated transporter 1 (gene ZRT1). The record is from RefSeq and is a predicted model, not a curated record. Gene Ontology annotation, biological process: zinc ion transmembrane transport. Gene Ontology annotation, molecular function: zinc ion transmembrane transporter activity. Lineage: Eukaryota; Fungi; Basidiomycota; Tremellomycetes; Trichosporonales; Trichosporonaceae. The transcript has 4 exons. Bases 287 to 1684 code for a protein of 465 amino acids. Gene Ontology annotation, cellular component: plasma membrane.